AUGGCGCCAUCGCGAGAACCUCGCCCGCUGCUCUGUAGCACGUCGUGUGGAGCGCGCGUGGUGAGCAGGGGCAGAAACGAAGCGUUUUCGCGUCCUUUAAGAGACCAGCUUCUCUUUUCUUCCCUCCUGGACACGAGCUUUAAGACCAAGGGCGGAGGCAGCUUCGGGCUCCUCCGAGAAGAACUGGAGGUGACCAAGGGCAAGCUGUUGAUGAAGGAAGAAAUGUGCGAUCAGCUCAUUCAGGAAAACCAACAACUGCUAAAGUCUCUCCAGACUCUGCGCCGAGAAGAUACGAACCACUUGCACCAAGUCAAAAGUGAAGCUGCCGAUGUUGUCCAGAAGCUCUUGGAGGAGGAACAGCUGCUCCGGGAGGCGAAUGCAGCGAUGCAAGACAAAGUCUUCAGAUCGAGCGAAUCGCUGAAACACAGACAGGCGCAGCUACUGGCGGCACAGACGAGCCUAAGCGAGGCAGAGGACCAACUGGGAGCAUUGAAGAGAUUUGCAGAAAGCUUGCAAGAUCAGUUGGCGCGCCUCGAGGAAGAGCGAAAUCAGUUGAGGACCUCUUACGUGGACAUGAAGAAGGCCGUGCAGGUGUUUGCAAGGAACAUCGCUGCAUGCGAGUUCAUCAUUGAUGGCCACUGCGACUACGACGCGCUCGUGCGGACUGUGGGAAACGGCAUUCGACGGCUUGAGGUGGAUGUCCUCACCUUAGAUGCCCAGUUGUUCAAGAAAGGUCUUUUGACAGAAGUUCCUGCAGAGCUGCUUCUCAAGCCUCUCGACGAGCGAAUGGUGCCGACGACAGAGGUGGAGAAGGCUCAGAGAGGCCGGCGUCUGUGGCAGAACAGGCACGAGAAGGUCGAACGCAGGCUUGCACAGCAAGAGGCAGAAAUCCGAAAACUGAAGGGGGACGUGGACGACAAAAACCGCCGCAUUAUUCAGCUGCGACUCCUCGUUGCAUCCCGAAAAGCGAAGGAAGAAGCGCACGAAAACCUUGGAGAUAGGUACCGGAAGUUGCUCGAGAGAACAGAGAAGGUUGAGAAGGAAAGAGAUGAGCUGCGGAAGUGGAAGGCGAACCAUAUUUUUUAUCAGCGCCAUGUGGCUUCUGCGUCUCGUAGCGCAGUGGGUUCGCCGGCUCGUGCAGCGACAUCUGAGGCAGCGAAGAAGCCCCGAGCGGCGUCCACUCGCGGCUCGUUUUCUCCUUCUCCGCGGCAUCUUUCUGUUCUUCAAAACGCCGUCCCAGAUCGCGCCAAUCCGCCAUCGUCUCGCCUCAGCACGGGUCUUCUCUCCCUCCCUUCUGAUCAGUCGCGAAGACGGCUCUCUGUGUCUCGCGCCGAGGCGGGGAAGAGUGCACCCAAAAGGGCGCCUUCCAGUGCAGCUCUGGCGACGAGAAUGAGGGCCUCCGGGGGAGGUUCGGUGCCCCUGUCAUCUCCUCUUUCUUCGGCGUCUACAUCCUUUGCUGCAGCUGCGAAAGGCCUCGCGAGAGGCAGCGCUCUUCCUCAGCUGUCCAGAACGGUGCCGACACCGCAGGCGACGCCCAGAGGCUCCCCAGUAUCGCGACGAAUUUUAGCCUCUCCAGAGCAGCCACAGACGCGAGAGCUCUCUCGAGUCCUGGGCGCGGUCGGUGACGCAGGCUCAGAGUCUGCGCGGGGCUUCCUCGGAGACGCUGUUGGUGGCGAGAAAGAGAAGGACAAAGAGAGAGAGAGAGAAAAGGAGAGACAGAAAGAAAAGGAGAGAGAGAAGAGACAUGAAGCCGAGGUUGAGAAGAAGGGGAGAGAAGGUGGGAGAGAGAGCGGCGUUUUUCCAGGGGCCUCGCUGGCAGGUUGGGGCACACGCAGAGUGGACGAGGAGCUCGAGAGAACGCGACGCGAGGCGGAAGCUCUCCCGGACCUAGGCAGCCGGAGACAGUCUCCAGAGUUUGGGGUCGGUCGCAAAAGCUCCGAGAAAGAGACACGACAUCUGCACCUGCACGAGGAGGCAGAAGCGGCGCGCAAGGAAGCCGCGCAUCUCAGGGAUCUCUCCGAGUUUCUCGAGUCGACUCCCGUCUCUCUUCCGCCGCCACCUGGUCCGCGGCUGAGUCAUCGAAGCCACGGGGGAAGUGGACGCGCGGAAGCGUCCAAGGCGAAGGGAACGCGUCGAGGGCGACCCAGCGUCGCGUCUGUGUCUUCGCUACGGAAGAAACGAUUUUCGUUUACUUCGCCGAGUCAAACGGUGGCGAGUCUCCUCGGAAAAACGCGAACAGUUGCCGGCCCUGCCUUCCAGGCCACCUCUUCCCGAAGCUGGGUCAAAGGGAGAGAAGAAGAAGAAUCGGGCGCCGGAGCCUGGUUCCCCCAGAAAACCUCGCAGACGCCCCUGGAGCCAGAGGAGACAAAACGUGUGGGGUCACCUCGCGGUCCUGUGGGGUCACCUCGCGGGCCUGUUGGGUCCCCGGAAGGGGCAAGGGCCUUCUUCGGGGGGGUAGGGCCCCGCGGAGUCGAAGGAGACGUGGAGCCCAAAGGCACUGCGGAGACGGCGCUCGCGACGUUUGGGCGGAGACGCCUCCAGGAGACGUACGGAGACAGUUACGGAGACAGCGAAGUGCGGCUGCCGAGGAGUCUCGACUUGACGCAGACCGAGAGACACAGGGUCCGGCACGCCGAAGAGAAAUCUGGGAAAGCCCCCAGCGACGCGACUCGCCUCACAGAUUCCAUUGUGGGGCAUCGAACGCUCGCGUUGAUCGCGGGGCGGGUCCCCAGAAUGGAGGCUGUGGCCUCACGCUUCGCGUUAAACGCGAGUCGGCGAGAGAAGGACAUCAUCCGCCACUACGAGAGUUUGCCGAGCACCUCGGAGAGGCUCGAGGAAGUGUCUGGAGGCGACGGCGCGACCCAAGAGGCUUCAGGCUCUCACUUUCCGCUUGACGAAGGCAAAACCUCCGCCAUGCUCCGGACGCGCCCGAGUCGAGAGCGGGGGUUCGAUGGGCAGGGAGAAACUGAACGAUUUUCACAUCGGGAGCUCCAGGUUGCAGCGAUUGACGGCGGGGGCGAGAGUUCGUCAGGAGAUUUGAGGGAGAGUAGCGACCGCAUGGUUCCGUCCUUCUCGUCUCCAACUGCCAACGACGUCAUUCGGGCCUUGGAGGUGCGGGGAGACAAAGUCGUCAGUGAAUCGCAAGCACGGGAUGGCACAGGGAAGGCGCUGGAACAGACGACGCCGGCCUCUGCCUUUUCGACCGCGGGCUGGGUGAGUCGGCCGCCGCCUCCAGGAGUUCUCAAGUAG
Toxoplasma gondii ME49 is the source of this 3249-nucleotide messenger RNA. RefSeq lists its product as hypothetical. NCBI's taxonomy places the organism in Eukaryota, Apicomplexa, Conoidasida, Eucoccidiorida, Sarcocystidae. The record is from RefSeq and is a predicted model, not a curated record. Bases 1 to 3249 code for a protein of 1082 amino acids. The transcript has 9 exons.